AUGCGGAGAAUUUUUUUUUUAUUUUUCCUACAAAUCGAUAAUAAAUCGAUAGAUAACCUUAAAGGAUAUAAAUGUUGGGUUUGCACUAAAAAGACUGGAUACGGUCCUGUCGAAUCGAAAUCGAAUUCUAAAAAUGUCGACGAACACAAAAAAUGGAUACACGAUCCAAACAGCGAACUUUGUAAAUCGUUAAAUUGUAAGAAAAAAGAAAUUUGCUUGCUCGACGAUACUUUUGCCGCCUUUUGCGUUAGUAAAAAAGAAAUUCACAAAAAUGGGAACGUUAUCGUGACGAAAUCGAAAGUGACGGAUAUGCCGCCAAAAGAUACCGACGAUGACGUUGAUGAUGAUGACGAUGCCGACGAAGAUGACGAUGAUGAUGAUGAUGACGACGAUGAUAUUUUCUACGAUUCGGAAGAUGGUCAAGACGAUGAUGAAUCUACAGAUUCAGUGCCACGGUGUAAAACGUGUCCAAUAGUCAAGCCAACGUUUCUUUGUGGUAACGACAAUCGUACCUACAGUUCUCUCUGUCGUUUGGACUAUCACAAUUGUUUACAUAAAACCCACGUGAAAAUAUCAUGCAAAGGAUUUUGCCCAUGUAAAGGUGAACUCGAUCUCAUGUUGAAGAAAAAACAAAAACAAGCGGAAAGAAUGAAUAAUUUAAUGGCUAAAUUUCGUACUACGAUGGAAAAAGAAAACAAAUACAAAUCGCAAAAACAAAUAAACGGAAACAGCAACAACAGCAACAACAACAACAACAAAUUCGACAGCCUAGAAAAAUCAUAUAAGGUUUUGAAAUACGACAAAUACAAUCAGAAAAAUGUUUUCGAUAAGAAAAAAUAUCAGGAUAAAUACAGUUACGUUCCGGAAGAUUUCAAAUACGACAACAAACAUUAUAAAUAUAUUAAAUAUAAAAAAUACAACAAGGAGGGUUACGGAGCAGACGACAAAUCACACAACGAAGUCAUCGAAACGAAAAUAAUGUGGCCGACGACGAAAGAUUGUUCACCGAGCGGUCUUCAAUCUAUGGGCAACAGAUUGUUGGAUUGGUUUUCCGUCGUCAUGUCAGAAUCUAAAAGGCGUAAACCGUCAAAGGUCAAAGGUGAUUUACCCAAUUGGUGCAAGAGCGAAGUCAGGUGGAUGUUUGGGUAUUUGGAUUUGAACGGAGAUGAAAAACUAUCGUUGCAAGAACUCUACCACAUGGAACACGAUCAUUCGGAAAAAUGCGUCAAACCCUUCGUUGACAGUUGCGACACGGAUCGCGACAUAUUUAUAUCCCCUAAAGAAUGGUGUCACUGUUUCGAUAAAACUGAUAGACCGUGUACGGCGGCUAAAAGAAGACUUUCACCGGAUAUGUUGGGUGUUUUCGUACCCGAUUGCGACAACCAAGGUUAUUUCCGUUCAACGCAAUGUCACACAUCGACCGGAAUGUGUUGGUGUACGGAUAAACACGGUGUGGAAUAUGCAAAUACGAGAAUAAGAGGAAUGCCAAAUUGCGAAAAACUAAUCGAAAAAUCAAAAUUGAAAGAUGUGGGUAAAAAGGAAAUGAACGUGAACGAUAAGAUAAAUAUAGAUGACGAAGAUGAAGAUGACGAUGAUGGUAACGACGAAAGUGAUUUCGAAGGAAGCGCGGACCAGCCGUUAGAUUUUUAA
Molecule: messenger RNA, 1650 nt
Organism: Pediculus humanus corporis (human body louse)
Lineage: Eukaryota; Metazoa; Arthropoda; Insecta; Psocodea; Pediculidae
Exons: 8
Coding region: 1-1650 (549 amino acids)
Biological process (GO): establishment of protein localization to extracellular region
Molecular function (GO): protein binding; calcium ion binding
Source: RefSeq, a predicted model, not a curated record